UUGCCGCUGCUCAUCCCAGCCAUCCUCUGCCUGCUGGGCUCCUGCUGCCCCCGGGGCGCAGAGGCUCGGCGCUAUGGCUCUGUCCUCGCCGUGCCGAACGGAGGUCCCUGGGGCUCGUGGGGACACGAGCAAUUCUGCCCCAGAGGCCACGCAAAGGGAUUUGCACUGAAGGUGCAGCCCUUCCAGGGAUUUUGGCUGUUUGGUGAUGACACGGCUCUGAACGGCGUCCGCCUACACUGCACGGACGGCACGGUCAUCGAGUCCUCCGUGGGGGGGUGGGGGAACUGGACGGAGGCCCAGCUCUGCUCCAGCAACAAGCUGGUGUCGUUCUCGCUGCACGUGGAGCAGUGGCGGUACCUGCGGGACAACACGGCCGUCAACAACGUGAGGUUCGCCUGCUCCGACGGCACCGACCUGGAGGGCUGGGGCCUCUGGGGGCACUUCGGCCCAUGGAGCAGCAACUGCACCUCUGGGGCCAUCUGUGGGCUCCAAACAAAGGUGGAGAAACCCCAGGGAAAGUGGGAUGACACAGCUCUCAAUGACAUGAGAGUGUUCUGCUGUGAGUAA
This is a messenger RNA of Melospiza melodia melodia, 567 nucleotides long. RefSeq names its product vitelline membrane outer layer protein 1-like. The record is from RefSeq and is a predicted model, not a curated record. Lineage: Eukaryota; Metazoa; Chordata; Aves; Passeriformes; Passerellidae.